Molecule: messenger RNA, 300 nt
Organism: Giardia duodenalis
Lineage: Eukaryota; Fornicata; Diplomonadida; Hexamitidae
Product: Histone H4
Exons: 1
Coding region: 1-300 (99 amino acids)
Biological process (GO): nucleosome assembly
Molecular function (GO): DNA binding; structural constituent of chromatin; protein heterodimerization activity
Source: RefSeq, a predicted model, not a curated record
AUGUCUGGCAAGGGUAAGGGUAAGGGCUACGGCAAGUCGAAGCGCCACUCGAAGGAGAAGGACACGCUCGGGGGCAUCACGAAGCCCGCCAUCCGCCGUCUGGCGCGCCGUGGAGGUGUGAAGCGCAUCUCCUCGACGAUCUACCAGCAGACCCGCGAGGUCCUCAAGGCGUUCCUCGAGGUCGUUCUCCGCGACUCCCUCACAUACACAGAACACGGCCAGCGCAAGACGGUCACGUCCCAGGACGUCGUCUACGCUCUCAAGCGCCAGGGCCGCACACUCUAUGGAUUCGGGAUCUAA